CGUUCGCCACUUAGGUCUGCCAAAAAAAGAAAAAUAUCAAUUAUUACACGUGUCCAACAAUGGCCCCCAAAUUUCUUACCCCUUCUCUAUCACUGCCAUUUCCAGUCACUCGAAAUCAACAAGCACGAGACUUGGGAGUUUGGACACAGAGCUCUAAAUUUUGGUUCUCUGGAGGCAAAGUGCAUCAAAUCAAUGGCUGCAAUGGCGGCUUCAAUGGCAACACUUCCCUCAUUGCUCUCCAUCCUCCCUUCUUCUCCUCGUUUAUCUCACUCCUAUCUCUUCCCCCUCUCAAGAAAUUCAAUCUUCAGAGGAUCAGCGGUUCCCAGAGAGCUUCAGUUUCAAAAGAGUGCUUUGUCGCCCAUUAGAGCCAGUUCCUCAAAUGACCCCUCAAGUUCUACCGAGGACAUCUUAUCAGAUUUAAAGGAGAAGUGGGAUGCAGUCGAGAAUAAAAGUACAGUUCUGAUCUAUGGAGGAGGUGCACUGGUCGCACUAUGGCUUUCUUCUGUGGUCCUUGGUGCCAUUAACUCUGUUCCUCUGCUUCCUAAGAUUAUGGAGUUAGUUGGACUUGGAUAUGCUGGUUGGUUCAUAUAUCGCUACCUGUUGUUCAAGUCAAGCAGAAAGGAACUGGUUAGUGAUAUUGAAGAGCUGAAGCAAAAGAUAACCGGAAGUGGCGAAUAACUGGAAAAAUUUCAUUAAAUUAAUAUCCAAUGUAUGCCGUAUUUCAAGCCUUGUAUCAAAGUUUUGUAAUUAUGGGGGAUUGAAUCAUUGCUUAUGUUUUGCAUCCAUGACUAAACUUUCUCUUUCUUCAUUCCCUGAAUAAAUCUUGAUUGAAAUGCUCUGCAAAUCAC
Messenger RNA from Amborella trichopoda, 848 nucleotides. RefSeq names its product protein CURVATURE THYLAKOID 1A, chloroplastic. NCBI's taxonomy places the organism in Eukaryota, Viridiplantae, Streptophyta, Magnoliopsida, Amborellales, Amborellaceae. Gene Ontology annotation, cellular component: thylakoid; chloroplast thylakoid membrane. The record is from RefSeq and is a predicted model, not a curated record.